GGUUAUCUUUUUUUUUUUUUGUUAUGCUAGAGAUUGAUGGGGGUGGGGAGAGAACUAGAGAACUGGGAAGGGAAAAAGGGGGAAGUUAAAACCUUCCUUUCCUUCCUGCCUCCCUCAGAAAACCCAAUAUGGCAUCUUCCAUGAGGAGCUUGUUUUCUGACCACAGCAGAUAUGUUGAAUCUUUUCGGAGGUUUCUCAACAAUUCCACCGAACACCAAUGCAUGCAGGAAUUUAUGGACACGAAGCUGCCAGGCAUUAUAGCAAGGAUUGGAGACACAAAAUCAGGAAUUAAAAUUCUCAGCAUAGGUGGAGGUGCAGGUGAAAUUGACCUUCAAAUUCUCUCCAAAGUUCAGGCUCAAUAUCCAGGAAUUCAUAUCAGCAAUGAAGUUGUUGAACCAAGUGCUGAACAAAUUGCCAAGUACAAAGAACUUGUAGCCAAGACAUCAAACCUUGAGAACAUAAACUUUGCUUGGUAUAAGGAGACAUCAUCUGAAUAUCAAAAUAGAAUGAUGGAGGAAAAAGAGCUUCAAAAAUGGAACUUUAUUCAUAUGAUCCAGAUGCUGUAUUAUGUAAAAGACAUCCCGGCUACCCUGAAAUUCUUCCAUAGUCUCUUAGCUACUAAUGCCAUGAUCCUAAUUAUUGUGGUAUCAGGAACCAGUGGCUGGGACAAGCUAUGGAAAAAAUAUGAAUCCCGCUUACCUAGGGAUGACCUCUGCCAGUAUGUAACAUCACUGGACCUCACUCAGAUGCUGGACAACUUGAAGAUUAAGUAUAAGUGUUAUGAUCUUCUGUCCACCAUGGACAUAUCAGACUGCUUUAUUGAUGGUAAUGAAAAUGGAGAGUUGCUUUUGGAUUUUUUGACAGAAACCUGCAACUUUAACAAAACAGCACCUUCUGCUCUGAAAGCAGAAAUUAUGAAAGAUCUACAAGAGCCUGAAUUCAGUGUGAAGAAUCAGGGAAAGAUUUUCUUUAACAAUAAUCUGAGCGUCAUAGUGAUUGAGGCAUAAAUAUUAAUCAGAAGAGUAUAUUCAAAAGUUAUA
This is a messenger RNA of Chrysochloris asiatica (Cape golden mole), 1040 nucleotides long. Its product is annotated as histamine N-methyltransferase-like. The transcript is spliced from 6 exons. The record is from RefSeq and is a predicted model, not a curated record. Gene Ontology annotation, molecular function: N-methyltransferase activity. NCBI's taxonomy places the organism in Eukaryota, Metazoa, Chordata, Mammalia, Afrosoricida, Chrysochloridae. The coding region runs from base 129 to 1007 and encodes 292 amino acids.